Messenger RNA from Pyricularia pennisetigena, 3135 nucleotides. RefSeq lists its product as uncharacterized. The record is from RefSeq and is a predicted model, not a curated record. The transcript has 6 exons. Gene Ontology annotation, molecular function: nucleotidase activity; DNA-binding transcription factor activity, RNA polymerase II-specific; zinc ion binding. Gene Ontology annotation, biological process: regulation of DNA-templated transcription. Bases 1 to 3135 code for a protein of 1044 amino acids. Lineage: Eukaryota; Fungi; Ascomycota; Sordariomycetes; Magnaporthales; Pyriculariaceae.
AUGUCCGCCGCCAUGAGCAGCAGCGCGAGCGCCGCAGCCGCCGCAGUCAAAUUCGUCGGCUCCGACGCGGACGGUCUGCCGCUGAAACGAAAGCAGGUUCAGCAGGCCUGCAUGUCGUGUCGCAAGAAAAAGAAACGCUGCAUACACACAAUACCUUCUUCGCCGCCGGAAUCCAAGACGCCACUCCCACCAUCCCAGAUCCCAAAUGCGCCGCCCGAGUCGAGCCCCGCACAAGGCGACGACAAUACCGUCAUCUCAUCGUCCCAGGAGAGGCUUGAAGAGGACAUUUGUCAGGUGGCUGCAUCCCAGCUGGUCGAGCUAUCAUCCCGUUUUGUUGGCGACCUCAACCCCGAAGGCAUCUUUGUCGAAGCAACAACAACCAAGGCAUCGUCUGUGCCUCCAGGGCCAGAAGAAAUAGGGAUAUGGCUCCCCACUCGCUCAGAAUCAACCAAGACCAGCGCACGAAGUCCUGAUGUGUCCUCACGUCGAAGUCGUCCUAUUCCGAAUCACUAUCGAAAUGGGAGUGAGCGUCGUGGCGGCCUGCUUGCGGCAUUCGAGCGUGCGAGGGCACAAUAUCUCAGCGAGGAGUGCCUUGUCACCAUGCCUCCGCCUCAGGAGUAUUCCGUACUUCGCCAGAUUUUUAUGGAUAAAGUGCACCCGAUAUUUCCAAUCUUUACCGACUCGGACCUCGCUGGCAACAACCCCGACACAGUCUAUGGCGACGUCAUGAAGCAGGUCAUCUCCUUGAUUGGCGGCCUGGAUCCGGCAGGUCGAAAAAACUUACGAUUGGAACCAGGUGGCCCCCUACUCAAGCCCCAGGAGUUCCAUCAACAGAUGGCAGAGGCAAUAUUUCCCGUCUUGGAGGCCGACUGGAUACAAAACAAGGUUGAUCACAUCCGUAUCCUAACCACCAUGGCCCUCUUCUAUCAACCAUACGACACAUCUCAAAAGGACCGGGCCCGUGCCGCCUGGCUCAAUACACAGGCUGUUCACCAUUUACAGACGCUCAGUGCGCACCUUAACGGCUACCGCCCGCAAAGACCAGGUGAAGAUAUUGACCGUGUCUUCUGCGCCGUUUGGGCAGUGGAUAGGUUAUGUGCGUCGUUUUAUGCGCGCCCGACAAUAAUACACGAGCGAGACGUUGAGAAAGACCUUGAGCUCGCGAUCAGCAAGCAGCCGCCGUGCUUCAUGUUGCUGCUGAAGCUGGUUCAGACCCUUGAUAGUGUGUUUCCUUUAUACAGGCCACAUCAAAAAUUCGAGUAUACCGACAUCCCGGUGUUGGAGUCUUUGAUAAUGGAUACAGGGACUGGAAGAACUCCCACUCGACUUCUUGCGACCCUGGAGACACUUUAUCACGCCAUUGCCGUGCUUAGCUGCCGUCAACCGCGCAGUGCCUUUUCUUUGACGUCGCCCGACGAUAACCGCUCUCAUCUACCGAACUCUACGAUCAACCCCCGACGGUCCCUCUCGGCGGACAGGAUUGUCUGGGCAGUUCAGAAUGAAGACCUCGGACCAUUCCCGUUCGUGCCCUAUGCCGUCUCACUGGCCCUCACCGUGCACUACCGCAAGAUGAGGUACAGCAAAACCGUCAUGUUCCGUAACCGAGGCAGGGACAUGUUUCGAAUUGUUGUCGCUGAGCUCAAGAAGCUUGGUGAUUAUUUCUUCAGCGCCAGGAUAAAUGCUGGACUGGGCGAAAGCAUCUUGCGAGAAAUGGAGAAAACAGCAACGUCUUUGUGUCGUGAAGACGGCGAAAACGGCCACAACACUGUUCCUCCCAUCGUCGCUACCGCCUCAGCGCUGGCCGCGCUUAGCCGGAACGGGACGCCCCUUGCGGCCCCAGCUGGCGAUACCAGGAUGAUAGACGCGCCAUCAAUCCACACAGUCAACGGCGGUUCAGCAAUCGGCGAGGCCGCAGGAGCAAAUGGCUACCAUGCCACCAGUGGGACUCCAAUGUCGUCAAUAGCGAACGGGAACAUGGAGUCAUCGGUUUUCGACCAGCUCGAUGUCGAUGUGGAUUUGUUCGGCUUCUUUGAUCCGAGCUUCAACCUUGGCGCCGUGGACACAGCUUUGGAGGCCAAUUUAAACAUGGGAUAUCCGCAGCCCCCCAACCGAUCGAUCAUGGUGGGUUUUGACUCGGUCAGUCCGAUUCCUGUCCAAGAGCUGUGCAAUUACCGUCCUUGCUCUGUUCGAAGACUACUGCACGUCUGCGACAAAGCCGCAUCAUCGGUCAAGAUGCGUGGCUCAACAGUUCUCAGCAUUCUCUCUUUCACGGCCCUCGGCCAAGGCAUUCGCAUUCUUCAGGGAAACGAUGACGGCUGGGCUGAAAUGUACGCGAGGACAUUCUUUGACACCCUCACUGCCUCGGGUCACGAUGUGCUCCUGUCGUGUCCUGCCGAAAACAAGUCCGGCUCUGGCUCAAGGGACGCCGAGCCCGAGCCGCGCAAGGAUGCUUGCCAGUAUGACAGCUGCCCGGCGGGCUCAGGCCCAGUUGGCUCUGACCCCAAGAACCGCAAGCUAAACUGGGUCAACGCAUUCCCGGUAACUGGAAUCAGGUACGGCCUGGACACAUUCGGACCCCAGGUCUGGAACGGCGAGAAGCCUGAGCUGGUCGUUACCGGUAUCAACGUCGGCAGCAACCUCUACGCCCUCUUCCCUUCGGGCACCGUCGGCGCGGCUGUUGAAGCGGUCAAGCAGGGCAUCCCCGCGAUCGCCUUCUCAGGUGACAGCGGUGGCGGCCCUCGCUCCUUCGACCCCACGGGCAAGGAAACGUCGCCCUCGGCCAAGGUCUACGGCGAGCUUGCCACCAGCCUUGUCAAUGCCGUCGUCGCCCAGGGUACUCCUUACCUGCCGGACAACACCUUCCUCAACGUCAACUUCCCCAAGCUGACUGACGAGUGCAACACGGCCGAUAAAUUCAAGUUCGUCAUGUCGCGUAUCGCGAUUGGCGUCUUCUCGAGCAGGGAUGCCAUGGUCUGCGGCACAGACAGGCUCCCCAACGAGCUCCAGAUCGCGCUCCGCAGGGACUGCAUCAUCUCGGUCAGCGUUGCCGGCAUGGACAAGACCACCGCCCCCGCGGAGGCCCAGGCCGUCGUGGCUGACAAGCUCAACGAUUUCCUGGAGUGCCUGCCAAACUGA